AUGAAGCUGCUCUUUCGAGUCGCGCAUAUUCUGCUGGUACUCGUCCUCUCGUCUCUGCUGAUAUACAGCGUCUAUUACGCGUUCGCGCUUCUAGCGGAAGACCAGCAGCACAGCUCGCCGCAGUCAGUGCAAGCCGAUUCCGAAUUGGACACCGACUACGUAUCUCGCAAGCCAUCACCACAAGAAAUAGCUGCAUCGAUGAACACAUUGUGGGACUACCUGGACGACUGGGAUGAAGAGCAUUGCAAGAAUGUCUGCGAGGCUUCGUGGGUUGCAUGCCGACUGAGGAAUUGCUAUCACCUACCGGAUGUCAGGAAGCAAGAGCUGUGA
Messenger RNA from Alternaria triticimaculans, 330 nucleotides. RefSeq lists its product as uncharacterized. NCBI's taxonomy places the organism in Eukaryota, Fungi, Ascomycota, Dothideomycetes, Pleosporales, Pleosporaceae. The record is from RefSeq and is a predicted model, not a curated record. Bases 1 to 330 code for a protein of 109 amino acids. The transcript has 2 exons.